Molecule: messenger RNA, 916 nt
Organism: Dioscorea cayenensis subsp. rotundata (Guinea yam)
Lineage: Eukaryota; Viridiplantae; Streptophyta; Magnoliopsida; Dioscoreales; Dioscoreaceae
Product: embryo-specific protein ATS3A-like
Exons: 2
Coding region: 144-686 (180 amino acids)
Molecular function (GO): protein binding
Source: RefSeq, a predicted model, not a curated record
GUGGCACGCACGAGAUCAGUACCAGCGCUCGUGUCAAAGCAUCCACAACCACAUGCUCUGGUCUCCACUUAUUAUUAAUUAAGCCCUUUCUCAUUUCUUGGGAUCAUUCUGGAACGAUCUCCUCCCACAACCAGAUCAUCUCAAUGGCGAGAUCCACGCCCUUUUUCCUACUCUUCCUCGUCUUCUGCAUCUCCUCACCAUCUUCAUCGUCGUCCUCUGCCGUAAACCCUAAACCUGAAGAGCUCGCAACCUUCAAACCCCAAGACACCAGCAAGGUUGGUCGUUUAAACAACGUGAGGGGUGGUUGUUCAUACACGGUGAAAAUCAAGACGAGCUGCUCUUCCCCUCGGUACACUCGAGACAUGAUCAGCAUCGCCUUCGGCGACGCCUACCGCAACGAGGUAUACGCGCCGCGGCUGGACGACCCAUCGUCGGGGGCGUUCGAGAGGUGUUCGACGGACACGUUCAAGAUGCAAGGGCCCUGUGGGUAUGGUGUAUGCUACUUGUAUGUGCGCCGUGAUGGUUGGGAUGGGUGGACACCCGAAUGGGUUCAGAUCUUGGAGACUAGUUAUCACCGCUUUGUGAACUUUUACUAUGGAUCUCCGAUCCCGAAUGGUGUGUGGUUUGGGUUUAAUAAUUGCCCACGUUUGGUGACCCGACCAACUGGUGGUGCUCAACUUGUGUAGCGUAUGCAGAUGUGAUGAUCCUUUGUUUUUUUUUUUCUGAUUUGAGUUGGGUUACAGUGUCAUGGAUCCUUUCUGAGUGUUGAAGAAGUAGUAGUGUCUGUAUCAAUGCAUCCUUUGUUUAUGUCUAUUCUUGUUGAGAAGAUGAUGGAUGCUAAAUUACUAAGGCUAAGGAUCUUUGUUAAGAAAUAAGAUGAGAGAUGGGAUGAUAUGGUGGUAUUGUCGUUUAUGAA